Molecule: messenger RNA, 4816 nt
Organism: Ictidomys tridecemlineatus (thirteen-lined ground squirrel)
Lineage: Eukaryota; Metazoa; Chordata; Mammalia; Rodentia; Sciuridae
Source: RefSeq, a predicted model, not a curated record
CCAAAAAAAAAAAAAAAAGAUGGAAAAGAAUGUUGCCAAUCGUUGUCUGAUAGGGAAUUAGUAUGCAGAAUGCACAGAGAGGAUUCCUAAAGCUCAACAAAGUCAAACAGCAUGACUCAAAAAUGGGUAGAACUGAGAUGGACGCUUCUCAAACAAGAGCAUGCAUGGCCAGAGAGCACAUGCAAAGACGCUCGGCACCACUGGUCACAAGGAACACGCCAACUAAAACCGCAGUGGUCCCCCUCACACCCACAGGCUGGCUGCCAUCGGGAAACCGCGGUGUGGAGAGGCUGGACCCCACGCCCAGCUGCCGAGCAGGGCCUGGGGCCCCUCCGUGAGGCCCAGCAGCUCUGAUUCUGGGUGAUCCCCAGAAGAACCGAGGGCGGGGACGAGGGGGCAUGCCUCCUGCCCACAUUGACAGAGCCUGCAGGAGGGGACACGCCCCGGUCCAUCGGCAGAGGAGGGUGAGCUCCCCUCUGCAGCCCCACAGCGUCUGGUGACCAGGGCAUCUCCCCACCUGGCCCUGGAGGCUCCCUGUCUGUGCCACAAGCACCUGGUAAGAAGCUGCCGCAGAGACCACCCAGGGCCACUCCACGCUGCCCAUGUCCCCACAUCAGCAAGACGCCACCCUCACAGGGCUGAGGGCUCCAGCCGGGGGUGUGGAUGCCUUCCAGCCCCGGGCCCAGUGGCCAAGUCAUCCUGCCCACCCAUGUCACGUUGCAGGAUAAGAAGCACAUGGCUGAGGGCCACUCAGGGCCACGUUCAACUCCCGGCGGCCAGAGGUCCACAUCUUAAAGGAGGGGGACUUGACCAAGUUUAGUGCAGACAAAUGUGAAGACAUGGUGACCGAGUGGUGGCUCAUCCCCCAAGGCUACAGGGUCAAGUGCGCCCCAGUCAGGGUUCCCCAGACACACGGGACCCUGCACUCCUGAGGACUCCCCUGUGCCCUUGAUCACAUCCACUGAUGAAUCCUGUAUCAUGUCCAGGAAGAAAAAAAGGAUCUGACCCGUGCCACACGGGAGAACUCGAAGGUCUCGCGGUGAGUGAAAUGAGCCAGUCACAGAGGGACACGGACCGUGCGAGGCCUCCUACGGGAGGUGCCCAGACCCCCGUCCAUGCCGACAGUGGAUGCGGUGGCCAGCAGCUGGGCGCAGGGAGGAGGGUCAGUGUGCCGGGGGGCAGGGCUUCAGUCUGGAAUGAAGGGUUCUGGAGGGGACAGUGGUGGUGGCCACGCCGUGACGUGCUCACAGCUGCUCAGCGGUGCCCUUGAAGAUAGUCAUGCUGGAGAGCUCUAGGCCGCCCGCUCGCCUUCCACCACCGUGAAGCAGGAAGCUCGGCAGCCAGAGGCCCACGGGAGGGCUUCUGGUGGCCCCUUCCCGCCAGGCCUGCCCUGUGUGCUCUCCACGUUGCAGACCUGCUGCAGUAACCCUCCCACCGUGGUCCCAGUAAAGCAAGGACACUGGCUGGACCCCGAGGUGCUAGGAUCUCCCCCGUCCUAGCUGCUGUGGACAGAGCUGGCUCAGCCCUGCAGGAAAGAGAGCUGUCGGACACACUGGUGUCCCCUCGCUGUCCUGGGCCUAGUGUCUGCCCUGGGGCUCCAGGUGCUCCCUGGCACCUGAGCCUGGAGCCAACAGAACUGGGGGCCGUUUUCCCACUUUCUGGGGACAGAGCCUCCGGGGGGCUGCUGUGAGGGUUCCCUGAGACCCUCUCAAACUGGCCAGCAGGGUGCCCGAGGGCAGAUGGCACUGCGUCACCUUCAUAGGGUGACACACCACCAACAGGACCAGGUGCUGUGCCCAGGCAUGCCCCUUCUGACGGCUCCUUCCUGCCCUCGCACAGCCUGUUGCCCCCAGCGUGGACACCUCACAGGGUCAAGCUGACUGCAGCUACCUGCCCUGGGCAGAAGGUGACGAUGUGCCUGGUGCUCAGAACCAGGCAGGGACAGCCCCUUGCCCUCCUUGCCCCAGCAGGGGGACACACUGUGACCUGGGAGGAGGUCUGUCCUGUGACAUCUGGAGGCUCCCCAGCUGCCCGUUGGCCUCAGGCUCUGCUGAACUUUGAGCCUUCGCCCUGGCUCAAGUCCCCAACGUGCCACAGCACCACCUCUCCAGGGUCCCACCGGCCCACGGCUGCCAGGCCACAGCCACAGCCUCAUCUUUCGAGCUUCACGGCCCAGCGCUCCAGUGUCCAGGGCCAUCAGGACCUGGGUCUCCAAGUGUGGUGGAGGCUCCAGGUCUCGGCUCCAUCCUGUGACCUUGGGCAAGGCCCUUGGCCCUGCACCAUCUGCCUGCCCCUCCCCAUCCCCACGCUGUGCCCAUUAAGGCCAGGUACUGCCCAGUCUGGACAGGCUAGCCAAGUGCCAGCAAGCCCCUUGGGGCAGCCAGUGCCAGGCUGGAGUGCCCGGGACGGGUGGAGGACAGCUGCAGUCGCAAGAUGUAAACAAGCCGGGCGCUCCCAGGUAUAAAGCCUGACGUCCCCUGGUCCUCUAACACACGGCCUGACUGCCUCCCAAGAGCCCCGAGGAAAGCCAGGCGGACAGGAUGGACGAAGACUUCUCCUCCCAGAUGAAGAAGAUGGCCCUGGCCAUGGGCACAUCCCUAUCAGACAAGGACAUAGAGCUUCUGCCCUCAGACAUGAGGCACCACGGGUCCUUCAACUACCUCAAGUUCUUUGAGUACAUGCGCAAGUUCCAGGCCUCGGGACAGUUGGAGAGCGCCAUCCGCAAGGCCUUCCAGACCCUGGACAAGGACAAGAGCGGCUUCAUUGAGUGGAACGAGAUCAAGUACAUCCUGACCACCAUCCCCAGUAACAUGCCCACUGCCCCCCUGACGGAUGAGGAGGCCGAGGCCAUGAUCCAGGCAGCCGACACCGAUGGGGAUGGAAGGAUCGACUACGAAGGUGGGGGCAGCCAGACGGGGCCCCAGGGACUCCUCCAGUGCCCCACCCCAUGUGACCACCUGGCCCCACAGUAAUGGCCCUUGCCAGUGCUGGACACGCACUAUCCAGGCAUAGCAUUGAGUGGCCACCCCACCCCAGAUCUCUCAGCACCCCAACUCAAUGUGGGGAACCAGUCUGGGGGUUGCUGAGUGUGUGGGUGUCUCACUGAGCAGAGCUGGGUGCUGGGUGGGCUUGGGGAGGUUGGCUGGGCAGACAGUAUGGGUGGGGCUGUGACCAGGGAAGCGGCAGGGCUCAGGCUGCCUGUGGCUCUGGCUGCCCUAGACUUCUGGCCGCCACUCGUUGUCAUGAUACUGGGGCAGAGGGCAGGCAAAGUGGCCACCAGGAAAGGGCCAACCGGCCCAGCGCCCCAGACACCACUGUCCAGGUGUGCGCCCAUCCCUACCCACCUGUGCCACAUCACAGCCCUCAGUGCAGGGGAGGCCCCAGGCAUAAAACAGGAUGGCUGGCCAAGGGGCUGUGCAGGACUCAGGCCCCAGCCUCAGUUUCCCCACUGAGAAAGGCAGGUUGAUCACAGGGCACCUGCUCAGAAGGGUCAGGCAGGAAUCUCUGAGGGUCUCAGCAGACCCAGGUCAUUUGAGCUCAGGGAGGGUCCACUCACUGGUCUUCCAGCUCACACCAGGGCUCAGGCAGGCUGGGACGUCAGAUCCUCCAGACUGUGGGCCCUCAGAAAGGCGCACGCCUCACCACUGCUGAGGCCAUCAGAGGGCCAGCAGCCUGCCCUUCAGGGGCCAGCAGCCUAGGCUGUCAGAAAGCAGACGUGUUUACUAGGUAUGGAUUUCCUGCCCUAGAAUUUUCUGAAUUAAUCAAGAAGGAGAAGACUCCAAAGAAGAAGUAAUGCCAUGACCAGCCCUGGACCAGCAAGAGGUCCCUGUAGGGCUGUGUGGGGUGAGCAUGUGCCCUAGUGGACAUUCACGGAGGAGACCAAGGGUGGACACAGCCUGUUCCAGAAAGUGGAGGAAACAGAGCUCUAAACAAAUGCAGUGCCGCUGCCCGAGUGUCUGGGAACGCCUCCCUGCGCCUGGGGGCUGGUGGGGAGUGAGCAGAUGGGCGGGCAGGGGUCCAGGCCUCCCCUCCCCUGGUCUCACCUCACUGGGGGCACUGGGAGGGAGGUUCCCCCCCAGCCCUGGGCUGCCUGGGUCUGCCCUCUCUCUUAGCCUGGUGCUUCUUGGACCCAGAACCCUGAAGGGCCCCUUCCUGUGGGCCCUGGGUCUGUCCUGUGGCCACCUGGCCCCACACCCCCAGCUCACACAGCAGAUGUGUGGACAUGUGUGGGGAUUCCUGCAGCCCAGGGCGAGUGAGGCCCAGAGUGCUCUGCAGGUGUCCUCGGCUGCCCCCAGGGCCAGAGCGCACAGGUGGCCGCCUCCCCUGGCCUGGCUCGACGUUGGGCUGGCUCUCCCUCUCACUCCUUGUGCUCAAUCCUCCACGACUCCGGCUCUCCCAAGCUCUCUGGUGGGACACGGGCCCAUCUUGGUCUUUGCCCUGCCCACGCUGGCCCACCCUUUCAGUGUGAGCACCAUUUCUAUGCUGUCCCUGGCCCGCUCCUGGCCUGUCAUCCGUGUGGAGAGUGAGCACCAGGAGCGUGGCUUACCUCAGUGCACUCAUGGGAGCAGGUGGCCUCGUCCAGUGCCCCACCAGGAACAUCCUGUCCCAGGGCCUUUCCACGGCUGCUCCCCCAGCCUGGCAUGCUCCUCAGAUGCAUGAAAAAUCCCUCUUCUCCUUCAGUGUUUUCCUCAAAUGUCACAACCCAGAGAGGUCCCUACCCACCGUUCUGCCUUUCACUCACCCCCGGAAUCUCACGCUCCCCUUGACUCAGUCUUCCCCACAGCACCUCCCAUCUUCCAAUACACUGUGACCUUCA